AUGGAUGUGAAAAGUUUUAAGAACUACAACUCCCAGAGUUUCAAGGCGGAACUGUCUCAACUUCCGUUUCAUGAAACCUAUCGCAUUAGUGAUGUAAAUGAGAAAAUUGAUCACUUCAAUCAAUUGUUCAUAAAUACUCUGAACAAACACGCGCCUAUCAAACACAUCAGAAUUGAAGGCAGACUUAAUCAGUUUAUUAAUAAAGAAUUAAAGUGCACGAUGAAACUGAGAGACAAAAAGCUGAGAAUUUUUCGCCUCUCACGUAACGCGGAAGAUUGGGACGUCUAUAGGCAACUUAGGAAUUCUAUAAAAACAUCUUUAAGAGCAGCAGAGUCCAACUUUGUCCGGAAUCAAAUUGAGGAAUAUAAAGGUAAUUCAAGAUCUAUGUGGAAAGUGAUUAGGGGGUGUAUCCCGAGCAAAGAUUCAGAAAAACCCGUUUACCAGAAAGACCACAAAAAAGUAGCCAAUGAAUUUAAUGAAUAUUUUGCUUCUGUGGGGAAGAUUGCAGCCGACAAGGUCAAGAGACUUGCGGAAGUUAACAACAUUCAGAUAGCAACUGCUUUACCACCUGCAAGACACCGAUCUUUUCUUGAUCUGUUUGAAUUUAGAACAGUCACACCUGAUGAAGUUAGAACAAUUAUUUUAAAUAGUUCAUCAAACAAAGCUCCAGGUGCCGAUAAGAUAAAUAUUCAAUUCAUUACAGAUUCACUUGAAGUGAUUUUAGAUCCUGUUACGGAUAUUAUUAACUGUUCCUUGAUGACGUCAACAUAUCCUUCAAUGUGGAAGAUAGCAGAAGUGGUACCGCUACACAAGGAAGGGGAUCCUGAAAUCGCUUCAAAUAAUCGACCGAUUUCACUGCUGUCAUGCUUGUCAAAAAUAUGCGACAAAGUCGCACUGAAUCAGUAUACAGAACAUCUAACAAACCACAGAUUAUUAACGGAGCAUCAAAGUGGUAACCGGAAAAAACAUUCUACCGAAACACUUAACAUUGCAGUGACAGACAU
Paramuricea clavata is the source of this 1004-nucleotide messenger RNA. Lineage: Eukaryota; Metazoa; Cnidaria; Anthozoa; Malacalcyonacea; Plexauridae. The record is from the annotation of a GenBank genome assembly.